Molecule: messenger RNA, 2065 nt
Organism: Eutrema salsugineum
Lineage: Eukaryota; Viridiplantae; Streptophyta; Magnoliopsida; Brassicales; Brassicaceae
Product: squamosa promoter-binding-like protein 13A
Exons: 3
Coding region: 706-1803 (365 amino acids)
Cellular component (GO): nucleus
Molecular function (GO): DNA binding
Source: RefSeq, a predicted model, not a curated record
GUUCUAUAUUUCUGCAGUUCCCAUAUCGUUUGUUCAGUACAAAUAACUUGCCCAUUUUUGGAAAUUCUUUUCUUAAAUCAAAAUUGAAAAUUGGGAAAUAGAAUUGUGUUAGCUUCAACUGAUAUUUCAGUGUUUUCUUUACAUUACUCUAAAUUAAACAACUUUGUGUUUCCUUUUGCUUUAUGUUCCGACAAAUAUCCCAAUUAUCUCUGUAAUUUCCUGUGAAAAAGAAAAAAAAGGGAAGAAAUUUGUGGUUUCCUGUAAAAAAAGAAGAAGAAAGCCUUGUUUUUUAAACCAGCCUUCUGCUUCGGAGUUUCGAGCAUCAAAUUUGCUUCUAUUUUUCUCUUUAUAUGUGUUCAAAAUUGAAUUUUAAUCAAGUUUGACCUUUGUGUUAGGGUUCUUAAUUCGUUAACUGAAAUUUUAAGUAUCCUUUUAUCUUCCGCUAAAUUACCCCAAUUGUGUUAGGUUUAUCUUUCGAGCAUCAAACUUGCUUCUUUUUACUUCAUUUGUGUUCAAAAUCGAAGUUCAGUCGAGGACAUAUUCAUGGGUUCUUUGUCUGAAAGUUGAUUUUGUUGUUUUGUUUUUCUUAAACCUUGUUGUUAAUUUAGAUUAACAAUACCAAAAGGAGAAAUCUUGAGAUUGUGGCUUGUGUGUUUCUUUUAAUAGUGAGUGAAGAAGAAGAAGAAGAAAAAAGACAGUCUUUGAAUGGAUUGGAACUUUAAACUCAGCUCAGGAUAUUUAUCCGAAUUCGAUCAAGAAUCUGUACCGGUAUCAACCCCAAUCGAUGGCUCGAUCUCGUUUGGUGGGUCAUCAUCAUCAUCAUCAUCAAGAUUGCAGCCAAAAGGGAAUUUUUCAUUCGAUCUGAAACUUGGAAGAAACACUGGAAACUCAUCUUUCUCUGCUUUUGGUAAUACAGAGCAAGUGAUAAGUCUUAGUAAGUGGAAAGAGAGUGCAAUAACAAAACCAGAGGCUUCAAGAAGCUCUGGUUCGUCGAAAAGAACAAGAGGAAAUGGUCUUGGAAACAACCAGAUCCCGAUCUGUUUGGUUGAUGGAUGUGAUUCUGAUUUUAGUAAUUGUAGAGAGUACCAUAAGAGACAUAAGGUGUGUGAGGUUCAUUCAAAAACUCCUGUGGUUACAAUUAAUGGCCAUAAGCAGAGGUUUUGUCAACAAUGCAGCAGGUUUCAUUCCUUGGAAGAGUUUGAUGAAGGGAAGAGAAGUUGUAGGAAACGUCUUGAUGGACACAAUCGAAGAAGAAGAAAACCUCAGCCUGACCAUAUUGCUCGUCCGGCAAACUUCUUCACCGGUUUCGAAGGUAGCAAAUUGUUGGAGUUUUCAGGCGCUUCACAUGUGUUUCCAACUACAUCUGUUGCAAGUCCGAGCUGGGGAAACGGUCUAGUAAGCGUUGCUAUGGCUAAUGGUUCGGUUUACAGACAGAACCAGGGGUUUCCUGGUUCAUCUCCUGCAAAGACAGGCAUAAUGUUCCCAAUCUCUUCUUCACCAGACAAUAGAGGGAAACAAUUCCCUUUCUUGCAAGAAGAAGAGAGCUCAAGAACAGCAUCGUUGUGUGAGAGAAUGACGAGUUGCAUCCAUGACUCUGAUUGUGCUCUCUCUCUUCUGUCAUCCUCUUCCUCGUCAGUGCCUCAUUUGGUUCAGCAGCCAGUUUCUUUGUCCCAAGAAGCAGUAGAGACAGUUUUUUAUGGGUCGGGAUUGUUUGAGAAUGCGAGUGCAGUCUCUGAUGGAUCGGUUAUAUCUGGUAGUGAGGCUGUGGCUCUUCCACAAACGUUCCCGUUUCACUGGGAGUAGUAGAAGAGAAGUAGUUAGAUAGAAUCAGAAGGAAAUAUUGUGUGUGUUUCUCUCUGUCUCUCUUCUCUUUCUCCAUAAUUUUUCAAUGUUUUUCUACUUCAUUGUUAUUGUUAAAUGCUGAGCUGUGGGUGUUUGAUGACAUUUCAAUUAGUUAAUGUGUAGGUUGUAUUGGUUUAGGAGCUAAGAGUAGAUAAACUCUUUAUGUACACAUCUCAUUCCCGGUACUAAAAAAAUCUUAAUCUCAUAGAGAAUUUUAAAACCA